GUGUUUUGGUCUCGGAAUGUCGAUUGCGGCCGCCGUCGUUCUGCUGGCUGCGCUUGUGCUCGUGGCUGCCGUUGCACGGCUCGCUCUGAUGCGCAACCCCAUGACCUACACUGCGUAUCUCAAGCGCUCUUCUCGGCGCCUCAAGUCGGAUGGGGCGAUCGCUGCAACUGGCACGGGUGAACUGCCCGACUCACCGCAGCCGCGCGUGCUCGUGAUUGGCGCUGGGUUUAGCGGCCUUGCAAUGUGCGCUGCCCUCAAGCGUCACGGCAUUCCAUUUGAUUGCGUCGAGCGUGCACAUGGCGUCGGUGGCAACUGGCUCCAUGGAACAUACGACAAUGUGCACAUCAUAUCAUCGCGGAAGACAACAGAGUACAAGGACUUUCCCAUGCCCGAAUCGUACCCCGAUUUUCCAUCCCGCGAUCAAGUCCUUGCGUAUUUGGAAUCGUACGCGGCACAUUUCAAGCUGAAUGAGCACAUUCGAUUCAACACCGAAGUCUCUUCGAUUGAACCUGCCGAACGCCAGCCCGGGUUUUGGAAGGUGUCCAUCGACGGUGGACUGGAUGGUCAGCGCGAGGAGAAAGUCUAUGGUGGCGUGUUUCUCUGCAACGGACACCACUGGGACAUGAGGUUUGCAUCCUACCCUGGCCCCUUCACUGGCGACGUCAUCCACAGCAAGCAGUACAAGUCACCCAGCUCGCUUGCUGGAAAGCGCGUCUUGGUGAUUGGUGGCGGAAAUUCCGCGUGCGACAUUGCUGUCGAAGCCGGACGGAUUGGAGCAGCCUCUCACAUUUCCAUGCGGCGAGGGUACUGGUUUUUGCCACGAACCAUCGCUGGAAUUCCGGCGGUGGAAAUCAUUCGUCCGUGGGUUCCAAUCUGGGCUCAGCGUCUACUCAUCCGCGCUUUUGUCAAGCUAUCGAUUGGCUCCUACACAAGUUACGGAUUGCAGGUCCCCGACCACAAAAUAUGGGACCAUCAUCCCACCAUCAAUACCGAACUGCUGCAUUACCUCAAGUUGGGCAAGAUUGCUCCGCAUAGUGACAUUACUCGCUUUGCAGAAAAGACAGUGUUCUUUUCCGAUGGCACGAGCUGCGAGGUGGACUUGAUCGUUCAUGCGACUGGCUUCAAUGUAAGCUUAAAGCCCUUGCGCAGCGACCUGGUUGCCACUGAGGUGUCCCCUCACAAUGGAAGAACGUACUUCCAGUUGGUCGAUGGCAUGUUCCCCAUCGAUCAACGCAACCUUUAUGUUGUCGGAAUUGGACAGCCCCGAUAUGGCGCUGGCUCACUGCUGACCGUGGUGACGGAGCUGGCUGCGGAAAUGCAUCUUCUUCAGCCUUCAGUCAGUCGACCCGUUGGCAGCCUGCUCGCCGCGGUAGGCGGAAAGCGACUGGCUCAGAAAAAGUGUGUUGACGCGCACUUGAUCGACCCCAUCGAUGCGUUCAACAAAUGCCUGCUCGUGCUAGGCAUUGUGCCCCAUCUCGCCAAAAUCGACCGCCUUCUGCAGCUGAUUGGUCGCUAAUAACGACGGUGUGUGUGUGUGUGUUUGUGUGUGUGUGUGUGUGUGUGUGUGUUUCCGUUGUCUGUGUCUGAUUGUUUUACACAAGUCCUGUGAAUAGCAAAUACAACAAAAUUAACUCGC
This is a messenger RNA of Capsaspora owczarzaki ATCC 30864, 1636 nucleotides long. Its product is annotated as flavin-binding family monooxygenase. The transcript is spliced from 5 exons. NCBI's taxonomy places the organism in Eukaryota, Filasterea, Ministeriida, Capsasporidae. Bases 17 to 1516 code for a protein of 499 amino acids. Gene Ontology annotation, molecular function: N,N-dimethylaniline monooxygenase activity; flavin adenine dinucleotide binding; NADP binding. The record is from RefSeq and is a predicted model, not a curated record.